AUGGCUGACUCGGCUUACGAAUACCUUGUCAAAGAGUAUCUACUACUUAGGGCACAAUCAGACCAAUAUCGUGAAAUGUAUAUCUCCGCAAUGGAAGGGAUCAAGAAACAUCUACUCUUCCAUGGCAUGACGAAAGAUAAGGAAGAUAUACUGUUCGCUGGAAAUAUUCAAUUUGAUUCAGAGUCAGGUGAUGAAAUCUUUGAGUAUCAAACUGAGCACCUGAAGUGCUUCCUCGGGGGUAUGGUAGCGCUUGGCUCCCGAGCAUUUGGUCGCUCAGAUGACUUGCCUGUUGCACAGAAAUUAGUGAAUGGGUGUAUCUGGGCCUAUGACCUUAUGCCAACUGGAAUUAUGCCUGAGACCCUAUACAUCAGCGGCUGCCGGAAUUCUGACCGUUGUGAAUGGGAGGAAGAAAAAUGGUUCCGUGACAUUUUCGGAUGGCCAGAUGGAGCACAACUGCCUAUGAAUGUCCGUGAGGCUACAAAACUUAUUAUUCAACAUAAUAGGCUACAGCCACCAAUCCUGGAAGUCGCUAAUCCAGGAUACCGUCUGAGACCCGAAGCAAUUGAAUCGAUUUUUAUUAUGUACCGAAUCACUGGCGACAAGUCACUGCAGGAUGCUGCAUGGAAAAUAUUCCAGAACAUUGAGAAGUACACAAAAGUUGAAUACGGCUAUGCUGCGCUCAAUGAUACCCGCGACGUACGGACGGCGAAAUUAGAUAUUAUGGAAAGCUUCUGGCUUGCAGAGACAUUGAAAUACUUUUACCUCAUUUUCUCGGAGCCAGAACUGAUCAGCCUGGAUGAUUACGUCUUGUAA
This is a messenger RNA of Penicillium brasilianum, 813 nucleotides long. The record is from the annotation of a GenBank genome assembly. NCBI's taxonomy places the organism in Eukaryota, Fungi, Ascomycota, Eurotiomycetes, Eurotiales, Aspergillaceae.